This is a messenger RNA of Chlamydomonas reinhardtii, 3065 nucleotides long. RefSeq lists its product as uncharacterized. Bases 100 to 2265 code for a protein of 721 amino acids. Gene Ontology annotation, molecular function: glycerophospholipase activity. The transcript is spliced from 3 exons. Gene Ontology annotation, biological process: sphingolipid catabolic process; ceramide biosynthetic process. The record is from RefSeq and is a predicted model, not a curated record. Lineage: Eukaryota; Viridiplantae; Chlorophyta; Chlorophyceae; Chlamydomonadales; Chlamydomonadaceae. Gene Ontology annotation, cellular component: endoplasmic reticulum; cell periphery; membrane.
ACCAAAUAUAACAGUACAUAUCCAACAUCACGCCCGCUAUAUCCAGCGCCUAGUCAAAUCCGGCACUCUAGUUGCACGCGCCUCAACUUUAGCACCGACAUGGCCCCGGACUGGCAGAACCUGCCCGCCGACCUUUGGCUCCAUAUCGCAACCUUCCUUAACACCGCUGAUGGGGCCACUGCGCUCCGGCGCACCUCGCGCUUCCUGCGCAACAGCCUUUCCGCGCCUCAGCACCGCCGCGUGUUUCUCGCCGGCCCGCACACGUACCCUGGAUACUUGCGACCUCGGCGGCUUGACACGCACGUGCCACCACCGGGCUGGCCCGGCCGCGCAUUCCAGGAGAACUUCGCCACCGCAGCCGCCUGGGCCCACCUGUCCCUGCCGCAACGACGCCGGCUCGCAUGCCUCGCAGCGGCGUCAGGGCACGCAGCCAGCGCCACUGCAGCAAUCCAGUACAGCGGCGUUGCAAUGAACACAGAGGUACUGGCAUCCGCCGCGCAGGCUGGCUUGCUGCACCUCUGCCAACAGCUCAUCAGCCACGGCUGCGCGCUCACCUGCUCAGCAUUCGUGGCCGCCGGCAGCGCCGGGCACCUUGAUGUCCUCACGCUCCUCUUCGACACGGUAGCACACGCAGACCCUCAAGACUGGCAAGAGCUGUACACCAGCACGCAACAGGGCGCUUGCAUCGGCGGCCACAGCAGUGUGCUAGACUUCCUUAACGCCCGAUUCGCACAGCACGACGCCUGGCACACCCUUCCAGCAAGCAGCAUCAAGGCAGCGGCUGCACGCGGACACACAGCCCUAGUCGAGCGCGCCCUGCAGCAUGCCCCGCCGUACAGCUGGUACGGCGCGUACUGGCGAGCCAAAAUCAUGGACGGCAUCGCAGCAGGCUGCUCCACCCAGUUCCUGAACCACGUGCUCACCACCUACAUUCCUGAGUGGCCGCACAGCUUGCCGCUGCCACUGCCUGCGGACCCAGCAGCAGAACCGCCCGCGGUGGACGCGCCGGCAGCACAACAGCCACCUGCCUUCCCAGCCGUGGCUCCGCCAGCAGCGCCUGCGCCACCACCACAACAGCCAGCCAUUCAAGAAGCCUUGCCGCAGCCACCAGCACCUCAGCCACCCGAUCCGUCAGUCGUGCUGCGCGUCUGCCGCAGCAUCACACUCGCGGCGUCUCAACUGCCUGUGCCCAACACAGACAGCAUCCAGCUGCUGCUGCUGCGCGCACCGCAAGGCUGGCAGGCUGUUGCAACAGACCUCCUGAGCUCUGACACGUUCCUGCGCGACCCGAACCUCAGAAACAUUCCCGCGGUCCUAGCAACGCUGGCCGCAGCCGGCGUGGCUGUGCCGCAGGACCUACGCAACCGCCUGCUUCUACAGCAUGGCACCCCUGACGAAGCUGCAGACACAGUCCUCCACAUGGGCGAAAUGGCCGCGCGCCACUGCAACGCAGGCUGUACGCUCUUCUCCUCGACCCGCGACGAGGGCGUCAUCCGGCUUAGAGACAACCGCCCACAAGCAGAAGCAUUCCUACGCCGCGGUUUCAGCAUAACAGCGCACGACUUGCACAUGGUUGCACAGAUCUCCUCCUGGGACACAGUUGCCAUGGUGGCUGCAGCCGUACCGCCUGCCCAUCCGCAGGACACCUGGGCAUACAACUCGGCUUUCACCUCCGCGGCCCGCAAUGGCGCACCCCUGCCCAUCCUGCAGCUCCUCCAUGACCGUGGCGCUCGCAUCGACCUUGACGCCAUCGCCAUGGCCGGCAGCGAACACGCUAUGCAAUGGGCAUACGACCUACUCCUACAGCAGGGGCACCAACAAGUGCAGUCUACCGGCGCAUGGACCGGUGCCAUUCUCCUGGGCCCACCUGACGCUCCCUCCAGUUUCUCCAGUGCCGCGAAUUUCGCACUCUGGGCCUGCAACCUGCCAACCCUGCGCGUCCUGCGCGCCACGCCCGACGGCAUGGCCGUUGCAGCAUUCAACGUUCUCCAGCCAACCACUCCCACCGCGCCCGGCAAUGCACUUGCACCCACUCCUGGUCCUCCCACCAUCACCAACACGUCUGACGUGGCGUGGAGCGUGUACGGCCACGGAUUCGAAGUCGUGCACCUGUGGGAGGCCUGGCACGCGCCCGUUUCCGUAGAUGAAUGGCGGCGCCUGCAUGCUGCUCUGCUGCACAUGAUGCACUCUCGCCAUGGCGCACCACCCGACGUGAUCAACGUGCUCCCGUAUCAGCUUGCGUGGGUACUAGCGCACGUGCCCUAAGCCAGGCCAGCUCUGCUUGCAUCUGCACCACGACUUGCAACAAGGGAGACGUAGGCCUCACACAUCAAUGACGGCUGUUGACCACAGAUCAUCACAAGCGCUGAGGUGGUUUGUUAUAGCUGUUGUUGUUGCACUGUUGCGUGUGUUCAGAGUCUGCCUCACGAAUGGACACCACCAUAGAAGCGCUAAUGAUGUUGGGGGCGGUCGUUACAUUUGCCUUGGUCGCGCGCUAGAAUUGGUGGCAUAUCAGGAGGAGGGUGUGCACAAUCAGGCCCCCGGCCUAGCUGGUUAGCGAUUUGACUCGUCCUUACGGCAGAAGGGACCCGGGUACGAAUCCGGAUAAAAGCCCAAUUAUGCAAAAGGCGAAAGAUUGGUGCGAAACCGAUUGGUGAUCCCACGAACGAUAGGUAAUUGCCCUUAGUGGCAAUUGCGGGCUUGUGCCCGCUGCAACCUAGAAAGGUCGUGGUGCAGAAGUCCGAUUUAGUGGCGAGGUCCAAGGUUCAAGACAAGGCUCAAGAUCCAAGGCUCGAGGAGGAGCGCCAUGGCUCCUCGGUUUGCACGAACUGGCAGUGCUCCACUACUAUAACGCGGCGUUUCCCUAGCUCGAUAUGCUAGGUGUGCAGGCUUGGAUGUAGUGGACUUUGAAGAGCGGCCUAGGACUUGGAGGUUGUAGUUUCGGAGGUUGUGACUCUUUCGUGGUGAGGCGUCAGCGUGAGGGGGGCGGGCCCUCUCGCCCUAGUCACCUUGCCCCGUUAAUCCAUGCCAGGCCCUAUGGGCCGGCGUUGUAAUUAUUAUUAUUA